Aspergillus saccharolyticus JOP 1030-1 is the source of this 855-nucleotide messenger RNA. RefSeq lists its product as uncharacterized. NCBI's taxonomy places the organism in Eukaryota, Fungi, Ascomycota, Eurotiomycetes, Eurotiales, Aspergillaceae. The transcript has 2 exons. Bases 1 to 855 code for a protein of 284 amino acids. The record is from RefSeq and is a predicted model, not a curated record.
AUGGAUCGCGUCGGUCAGCGGACCGUGUCCGAGAUCGAAGAGAUCUAUCUCAAGGAGAGAACAUACCUUCCUACGUACGCACUAGAUUUUUCCCGGCGGAACUACGUCGAGUCAGCCCACGCCAGACUGGUAGCCCCGCGCGAAGGCAACAGGAAGGCCGACCGGGGUCGACUUCGCAAUCGGUUGUUGGGCACCUGGGCACUCCAGGAGUGCACUUCGCGUCCCGGGUCAACACAUAGCCUCCAGCAAGAACAUCAUCCUUUCGGUCAAGAGGUCUCGGGCCUCUUGAUCUACAGCGAAGCGGGCUAUGUAUCCGUCCAGUUCCCGUUACCCGACGGGCUCAACUUGGAAGCAAGAGACGAGUCGAGUCCUGCCGCGGAGGAGCAUACCCAGGCGGCAAAGCGCUAUCUUGCGUACUUCGGUCCAUUCUAUAUUGACGAGGAUAGUGAAGAGCCAGUGGUUCACCAUAAGUUCACAAACUGUACUUUCUCCAAUGCGGUCGGGCAACUUGGGAGACGCUUCGUGCACUUCGAGACGGUUGAUGAUUGUGACUUAGUGAAACUCAUCCGGAUAGAUCCGUGUCCCCAUCUUGAGCUGUGGGAUAUCACCGCCGACCAUUGCGAUCUCCGACUCGAGUCCAUUGCCGAGCAUCCCCACCAAUCCGUGACCUAUCGAUUCGUGGUACGAAAGGAAAUGUGCGGCCCUCAGGGGUUUCUUCAUGGAGGGUGCACUGCCACAUUGGUCGAUAACUUCACAAACGUACUUAUCGCAGCCGCAGCCGCCGCACCGGGUCGAUUCUCGGACACGGGCGUCAGUCGCAAGAUGCGUGUGACCUUCUUGCACAUCUCCCAGUAG